This is a messenger RNA of Penicillium canariense, 561 nucleotides long. Its product is annotated as MARVEL domain-containing protein. Gene Ontology annotation, cellular component: membrane. The record is from RefSeq and is a predicted model, not a curated record. The transcript has 5 exons. The coding region runs from base 1 to 561 and encodes 186 amino acids. NCBI's taxonomy places the organism in Eukaryota, Fungi, Ascomycota, Eurotiomycetes, Eurotiales, Aspergillaceae.
AUGCCUGUUGUUUCGCGCUUCCUAUCGAUUCCACUCCGUAUUGCGGAGAUUGCCUUCGCUGCGGUCGUCGCAGGUAUCAUCGGACACUACCUUGCUUCGCUCGACGGAAGCGAUGUCUGGCCGCAAGCGCGUUGGAUCUACACCGAAGUUAUCGCUGGCAUAUCUAUACUCCUUGGUUUAGUUUGGCUCAUCCCGUUCUCUUCGGGUUUCUUCUCGUGGCCAUUCGAUGUCCUGAUCUCCUUUGCCUGGUUCGCUGCUUUCGGUAUUCUGGUUGACGCUAUCCACCAUCUCCCUUGCGGCAGCAUCUGGUACUGGCAUUUUGGGGGUGAUUCAGUUUGUGCGCGCUGGAAGGCUGCUGAGGCGUUCAGCUUCCUCUCUGCUAUUGUCUGGCUUGUGUCUGCUCUGGUAGGUCUCUGGUUUACCUUCCGUGUUCGCGACUCUGGCGCAACUGAGAGCGAGGAGCGCACUGCUCAAUCAAGCCUCGCAUCAGUCGCGAGCGAGAUGGCUCGCUUCUUCCUCAAGAUCUGUGCCUCUACUGUUGCUUUGAAACUCAUCUGGUGA